GAUAAAGACCUCGGUCCAGUACCAGGCGAAGUCUACUUUCUCAAGCAAAUGAAAUACCAUCCAAAUGUCAUCAAGUUUCUGCAUUAUCAACAACUGACAUCCGAAAUGUUCGUGAUCAUUUGUGAAAGAAUUGCUAACUGUAAAGAUCUUUUUGAUGUUCGAAAGGAAAGAGGCGGUUUCUUCACUGAGUAUGAAACGCAAAAGUACGUUAAGACGUUGGUUGACGUUGUACGUGCGAUGGAGAAAAAGAACAUUAUUCAUCGUGACAUUAAAUUGGAGAAUAUUCUCUAUGACGUCGAGAAAGAUGAUAUCAAGUUGAUUGAUUUUGGCCUGGCAACGAAACAUAAACCUGGCAAGCUAUUUACCACAUUUUGGG
Messenger RNA from Paramuricea clavata, 376 nucleotides. The record is from the annotation of a GenBank genome assembly. Lineage: Eukaryota; Metazoa; Cnidaria; Anthozoa; Malacalcyonacea; Plexauridae.